Messenger RNA from Recurvomyces mirabilis, 1062 nucleotides. RefSeq lists its product as uncharacterized. The record is from RefSeq and is a predicted model, not a curated record. The transcript has 3 exons. Gene Ontology annotation, molecular function: oxidoreductase activity, acting on NAD(P)H. NCBI's taxonomy places the organism in Eukaryota, Fungi, Ascomycota, Dothideomycetes, Mycosphaerellales, Teratosphaeriaceae. The coding region runs from base 1 to 1062 and encodes 353 amino acids.
AUGGCACCCUCCCAAAUGAAAGCCAUCAAGGUCGUCUCCGCCGGCAAAGCCGAGAUCCAAGAAGUUCCCCUUCCAAAACUCCGCGACGAGUACGUCCUGGUGAAAACUACCGCCGUAGCCCUGAACCCCACCGACUGGAAACACCUCGACUACCUCUCCCAACCGGGCCACACCGUCGGCUGCGACUUUGUGGGCACCGUGGAAGAAAUCGGCAAAACGGCCAACUCCAACAACGCCGGCGGCCAGACCUGGAAAAAGGGAGAUCGCUUCGCGGGCGUUAGUCAUGGUGUCAAUAAUGCCGAGCCCGAGGAUGGGAGUUUUGGCGAGUAUGUCAUGGCGAAGGGGGCCGUGGGGAUGAAGGUUCCUGGGAAUGUUAGCGACGAGGAGGCUGCUACGCUCGGCGUGGGCAUUUCGACCGUCGGGCAGGGGUUGUAUCAGUCGUUGAAGUUGCCUUUGCCGGAGGGGCAGAAGGCGGGGAGUGGGGAGUGGGGACUGGUCUAUGGGGGGUCGACGGCUACGGGAUCGUUGGCGAUUCAGUUCGCGAAGCUCUCCGGCUGCAAAGUCAUUACCACCUGCUCGCCCCGCAACUUCGACCUGGUGAAAUCGCUCGGUGCCGAGGAGGCCUUCGACUACAACGACAAGGAUGUUUCGAAGAAGAUCCGCGACUACACUUCAGACUCCCUAACCAAAGUCUUCGACUGCAUCUCCGAAGGCGCCUCCCCCAACAUCUCCGCCGAAGCCAUCAGCUCCUCCAAGGGGGGCGUUGUGACGUACCUCCUCCCCACCAAACACGACCGGGCGGACGUCGAGAACAAAAUGACGCUCGCGUACACCAUCAUGGGCGAGAGUUUUAAAUUCGGCCCCCAGCCUUUUGAGGGGAAGAAGGAGGAUUUGGAUUUCGGGAGCAAGUUCUGGGAGAUUUCCAGGCGGCUGUUGGAGAAGGGGAGUGUGAAGGUGCAUCCGGUGCAGGUUGAGGCGGGUGGGUUGGAGGGGGUGUUUGAGGGGAUGAAGAUGUUGAAGGAGGGGAAGGUUAGUGGGAAGAAGUUGGUUUAUAAGAUCUGA